Molecule: messenger RNA, 2097 nt
Organism: Aureobasidium namibiae CBS 147.97
Lineage: Eukaryota; Fungi; Ascomycota; Dothideomycetes; Dothideales; Saccotheciaceae
Product: NOL1/NOP2/sun family putative RNA met
Exons: 1
Coding region: 1-2097 (698 amino acids)
Biological process (GO): rRNA base methylation; maturation of LSU-rRNA
Cellular component (GO): nucleolus
Molecular function (GO): RNA binding; rRNA (cytosine-C5-)-methyltransferase activity
Source: RefSeq, a predicted model, not a curated record
AUGGCCCCCAGUCGCCGCAUGCAAAAGCAGGGUGUUCCCGAACCCCUGAACGAAUCGCUGGUCUCAAGAAAGAGAAAGGACGCUCCUCCGCCGCCAGAGGCAACGUACAAGAAACGCAGAACCGACCCCAACAAGCCCAAGAACUCUGCUGGAAAGAAGACGACCAAGGGCCAGUUCGCGGCCAACGGAAAGACACCAAAGACAGUAGCGAAGAAGGCCCAACAACUGGUCCAAUCCGAUGACGAAGACAUCGAAGACGACUCGGAUGCCGCUGACGAUUUGGGCGUUCUCGAGUCGGACGAUGAGCCCGCCGAGGACGAUGACUUUAUGGACUCAGACGAUCCGGAUGUCCAGCGCGCCAUGUGGUCUGAGGAUGAAGACGCUUCGGAUGCCGAAGAGAUCCUGAAUGCUGCCAACAUCGCUGGUCUUUCAGGUCGUCUUGACGAGGAAGCCGCCCAGGAGGCUGCUGAUGCACAGGCCGAACUCGAGGACGACGCCAUGCAGACCAACAUUGCUGCCGCCGACAUUCCCGAGGACGAAGACGACGAUGAGACUGCCCAACGAAAAGCCACUCUUGCUCCCGACCUUCAGCUGCUCCGUACCCGUAUCACCGAAACCACCCGUGUCCUGACCAGCUUCAAAGAGCUGUCUGACCCCGAACGCUCGCGUGUCGACUACAUCAACUCGCUCCUCAACGACAUCUGCGCCUAUUACGGCUACUCGCGCUUCUUGGCCGAGAAGCUGUGGAGGCUCUUCACCCCCCAGGAGGCUCUUGCCUUCUUCGACGCUAACGAGACCCCUCGUCCUCUGGUCAUCAGAACAAACACCCUCCGUACUCACCGUCGUGAUCUCGCACACUCCUUGAUCAACCGUGGUGUUACUCUCGAGCCCGUCGGCAAGUGGAGCAAGGUUGGUCUGCAGGUUUUCGAAUCUCAGGUCCCCUUGGGUGCCACCCCCGAAUAUCUCGCUGGACACUACAUCCUCCAAGCCGCCAGUUCGUUCUUGCCCGUCAUGGCCCUCGCACCCCAGGAGAACGAGCGUGUUCUGGAUAUGGCCGCUGCUCCCGGUGGUAAAACAACAUACGCCGCUGCUCUGAUGCGCAACACUGGUGUCAUUUUCGCCAACGACGCCAGCAAAGUCCGUGCCAAGGGUUUGAUCGGUAACAUCCACCGUCUCGGUGUCAAGAACACCAUCGUAUGCCAUUACUCUGCUCUCGAGUUCCCCAAGGUCAUGGGAGGCUUUGACAGAGUCCUUCUCGAUGCUCCUUGCUCCGGUACUGGUGUCAUUGCCAAGGAUCAAAGUGUCAAGACCAACAAGACUGAAGCCGAUUUCCUACGACUGCCUCAUCUCCAGAAGCAGCUUUUGCUUGCCGCCAUUGACUCGGUGGACCAUGCUUCAAAGACUGGUGGUUACAUUGUAUACUCAACGUGUAGUGUGACAGUUGAGGAGAACGAGCAAGUCGUUCAGUACGCACUCAACAGACGCCCCAAUGUCAAGCUUGUCAGCACUGGUCUUGUCUUUGGUAAGGAGGGUUUCACUAGCUUCAUGGGCAAGAAGUUCCACCCCAGCUUGAAGGAGACUAGAAGAUACUACCCUCACGCCUACAACGUCGACGGUUUCUACGUCGCCAAGUUCAAGAAGGUUGGACCCACACCUGCGAACGCUAUCAAGGCACAAGGCUCGGAAGAACAGAAGCAAAACGUAAAGAAGGACGGAGACGAGGAGAUUGUCGACAGAACUCCUAUCAGCGAGGAGGCUGAGAAUGACGUGUUCGGCGGCUUCUCUGACUCCGAAGAUGAGGCAAUCAUCCAACGUGCUCGUGCAAAGCAAAUGAAGAAGAAGGGUAUCGAUCCCAAAGCUACAAAGUCGACGAAGAAGCCUGCAGAGAAGGCAGUCACAUCUGAGGAGUCAAAUGCCGAGGAUUUAAUAGAGGAGAAGGUUGUGAAGUCGCCAAAGAGCCCCAAGACCGCCGAGAAGCCUGUCAAAGCACCUGUCAGCGAAGCUACUGAAAUCUCAACGGAGGCCCAGAGUAAGAAAGAGAAGAGGAGUUUGAACAAGGCCGGAAAGAAGGCUAAGGCCACUCCCAAGGCCAAAUAA